AUAAAACAAAAGGUUAGGGAAAUUGUUGAGUUCCAUUACCGCGAAAAUUCAAGGAUCGUCUCCCCCAAAAUUCAUAGCAUUUCUGAUGUUGAUUGUGGAGCGAUACUUUUUCUGUUCUUCUCCCAAGAAACACGCAAGCAGUCAAAGAAUGACUACUGAGUUAGUGAUCCCUUGCAUGGAACCGUCUUUCACUUUAGCAUUAUUCCAUCCGAUCCACUGGAUUAUAGAUAUCAAUCUGCUUUCGCUUUUUCCUUUCACUUUACCUCAUCCUUUGCUCCUUUUUAUAUGUUCGUCUUUCUCGUCUCUUUGGUUAGUUUGGGGCUCUGAAUCAAGCGGCUUAUCGUAUGGAUGAAAUUUGCAAACCAGCUUAUGAGGUUGCAUCCGAUGAAGGGAUGAGCUCUGUCGGGAGAGACAUCACAACAGAGUAUUCUGUUUUCAUCGAGAAGCUGAGGCCAAUCCUAAGUGAAAUGAAGGACGACAAGAAUCUGGUCGGCGAUCUGACAAUCCAGAAGGCAAUUCAGUCGCUGGAAGCCGAGUAUAUGAGCGCAAGGGCAUUAUCGGAAACCCUAAAUUCAUCGCCACUGAAGAAGAUUGAUGAGCAGACGGAGAGUCUCGGGAGGUCAUUAGGGUUUGUGCUGUUUGCCAGCCACGAUGUUCCAAUAGCCAGGAGAUCCGAGGUUGAGGCUUUGCAUAAACAAGUGAUGAAUUCAAGGUCUAAUUCUUAUUCAGAAAGAGACUCGGAUUUCUCUUAUGACUAUUAUAAUCUGGAACUAUUAUCCAAUGAAAUUGUAGAAGAAGAUGAAGAAAAGCAGGACAGGAUCUCUCUUGAUGUUGAUAGUGUUGUGUUGCAGCUCAAGUAUGGUAAUGAUGAAGAUUUGGAACAGGCGCUUGUGGGGUUGAAUUUGUUGAUCACUGAGAGCUUUGUUGAUGUUCAUCACAAUGACAAAGAGAUUAUCUCAGUUCUAUUCAACCGGCUGAAUUCAACUACUGCAAACAACCGAUCGACUAUAAUCCACACACUGAGAAGCCUCGUCGAUCAGAACAAUGACAUUAAGAAAAAGAUGGCUGAGAUGAGAUUUUUGUCCUCACUUGUGAAGUCAUUGUUUGGGGACAUGAACGAGCAGAGAGAGGCAAUGAGGUUGCUAUAUACUCUUUCUGAUAUUCUUUCUGUUAGAAGAAGACUUGGGAGAAUCCGGGGCUGUGUUGUUAUGCUGGUCGCCAUUUUCAAUGGUGAUGACCCAGUGGCUUCUCACGAUGCUGAAAACUUAUUGAAUUCCCUCGCAAUCAAUUCAGAGUACGUUCUUAACAUGGCAGAAGCUGGUUACUUCAAGCCUCUAGUGCACUACCUCAAUGAAGGUUCUGAUACAAGUAAGGUCCAAAUGGCAACCACCAUAUCAAGAAUGGAGCUAACCGAUAAACAUAGAACUUUGCUGGGGGAAGAUGGAGCAAUUGAACAACUAGUCAAAAUGUUCACCAAAGGGAAUCUGGAGUCUAAGCAUUCAGCUCUGGGUGCACUUCACAAUCUGUCUGGCUUGAAAGAGAACGUUAAGCGUUUGGUAAACUCGGGGAUCGUUUCGACCCUUCUUCAGCUUCUUUUCUCUGUCACGUCGGUCCUCAUGAUGCUAAGAGAACCAGCAUCUGCAAUUCUUGCGAAAAUAGCCCAAUCAGAAGGGGGUUUACUAGUCAAACCAGAUGUUGCUCAAAAGAUGCUUUCACUCCUCAACCUGACUAGCCCAGACAUUCAAUGCCAUCUCUUAGAGGCUCUCAACAGUAUCGCCUCACAUUCAAAUGCUUAUGAGGUAAGAGUAAAAAUGAAGCAAAAUGGCGCAAUCCGGCUUCUCUUGCCAUUCAUUGGCGAAACUAACCCAAAGAUUAGAACUGGCGCCUUAAGCUUAAUUCAUAUUUUGUAUGAGGACAUGCAAGGAGAGGUGACAGAACAGUUGGAUGAAACUCAUAUCCAUAUGAUUGCCAAGAUUUUCUCUUCAUCAUCGUCGUCUGGUGAUGAAAAGGCCUCUGCUGUUGGAAUCCUAAGCAAUUUCCCAAAUGUUCUCAUAAGCGAAAACCUAUUACCCGAUUUGGUUUCACUAAUUGCUUUAACAGCUUUACCAUCAAACUUGGCUGAGAGCAUAGCAAAAGUUCUUAUCAGGUUCACACUUCCUUAUGAUAAAAAGCUUCAGCAUUUCAUUGUUGAGCUUGGAGUUAUUCCUGCUCUUGUCAACCUCCUUUCAUGUGAUUCGAUACUAGCCAAACGGAGAGCAGCUACAUGCCUCGCUCAAUUAUCUCAGAAUUCGUUGUCUCUAAGGAAAUUGAGAAAAUCAAAAUGGUCAUGCGGCCCUCCAUCCAUUGAAGGCUUCUGCCAAGUCCACAACGGCUACUGCUCAGUGAAAUCCACAUUCUGCAUUGUCAUGGCUGGGGCUGUCACACCAUUACUACAAAUUCUUGAAGGAGACGAACGGGGAGCAGACGAAGCUGUUCUCAACUGCAUCGCGACACUUAUGGAAGACGAAAUAUGGGAGAAUGGGUGUGAUUAUCUAGUUGUGAAAAGGGGCGUUAAGUCUCUAAUCAAGGUUCUUGAAGUGGGUAGCAGUAAGGCUAAGGAGAAAGCUCUUUGGAUAUUGGAAGGAGUUUUCAGGGUUGAAGCAUAUAGAGUGGAACAUGGUGUAUCCGCUCAGCCGGUGCUUGUUGACUUGGCACAAAAUGGAAAUUCAAAGUUGAAACCGAUAGUGAGAAAGCUACUGGCACAAAUUUAGCUCAACAUAUAGACUAGUUAGUUGGUUACAAUAAUACAUAAUAUAUGUAUAUAUAUAGACUCUUGUAUAUCAUAUAGUGAUUAUUUACUACUUGCAAUAGUUUUACAUUUGCACUAUUCUUAUAUUCUACUUUGACCACAUAUUAUUUAUUAUGGUAUUGA
Messenger RNA from Cuscuta europaea, 2911 nucleotides. The record is from the annotation of a GenBank genome assembly. Lineage: Eukaryota; Viridiplantae; Streptophyta; Magnoliopsida; Solanales; Convolvulaceae.